This is a messenger RNA of Seminavis robusta, 1503 nucleotides long. Lineage: Eukaryota; Bacillariophyta; Bacillariophyceae; Naviculales; Naviculaceae. The record is from the annotation of a GenBank genome assembly.
CAAAACGAACACCACCACGUCGUUCGAAUUUGGGAACAAGAUCGGCCUCUUCUCAGCCCAGCAGCAGCAGAGGCCCACAAUGGGUAACAUCUUCCAUCUUCCGAUUGUUAUUCCGAUUGUUGGCACUUUAUUAGCACAGCUCCUUGGUCUUUGGCGUCGUUUCCUUCUCACCUUUGUCGACUGCGACUUCUCGAAGAUAGAGGUUUUAUCCGGCACAUUGACUCUUCAUAUUUUGCUUGUUAGACUAGCUAGGUCGAACACAGUACAAGCACAUCCCCACGGUAUCCUCUCUGUGAUCUUCUCAUCCUCUCCUUCCCACACAAACACGAGGCAGAGAGUACGACAUCACACAAAAGCUACACACAAAAGCUACCCUCAUUAUUUUACCCAAUCUUAUCCAUUCAGCAAUGAUCGCCGCCACUACCCCUUCGAAUAGCAAGCCCUUGGUGGUAACAUCCACCGCUGAUACCGAUACCGAUGAUUGGGCCGGUGUCAUUUCCAAGCUCGAAAUGUCGAGUAGUGACGAUGAAAGUGACUCCAGCGGGAUUGAUGUAGACGACUACAUCGCCGGCGGAGGCAAGUUUGCGUCGGUAGUGGACGUCGAUAAUCUAACGUGCCGGACGGAAACGACCGCCCCCGAGGACAGUGCUUCCGACAGUGUCACGAGCUUUGGAAGUCACAGUGAAGAACAAGACGACGGACUCGCACUGUUGUUGGAAGAGGAAGAGGAAGAACCAGUUAUCACUCCCACCAAGUUCCGCAAGAUGCGCUCCUCCAUCAAAUUGGCCAGUCUACAAGAAGUUAUCCCGGUCAAAGAGAAGCGAGGAUCCUGGAAGCAACUGCCGAAGCCCGACAUGGCCAAGCUCCAACGGGCGCAGACGUUGCCCACUUACCUAAGCAAUGAAGAUCAAGAGCAAGCUCCCAAGCGCGGCUCCGGUAGCAGUGUGAGCUUUCUCCACGUAUGCGUUCGAUCGUACGAUCAGACCAUUGGAGAUAACCCGUCCGUCAGUUACGGGCCACCCAUUUGUCUCGACUGGAAGUUUGAAGAGUUGUGUCCGGUCAGUGUCGACGACUACGAAGAAAACCGAGGGGAACGAAGACAGUUGAAGCAAAUGGGAUUGAGUUACUAUCAUCGCAUGGCAAUCCUACAGAAUGCCUUUGGACACUCCGAGGACGACCUGAAAAAGGCGCAAAAGAGAGCCAACAGCGACAAGAUGAAGCGAGAACUCACACGGUUCCUUCUGCCCAUGCAAGCACUGGAAGACGUGGCGCAGUCGGCGGGACGCAAGACCAAACGAUAUCUGCAACGGAGACGACAGUCGUCGACGGUGUGAGGAAGCGGCGCGGAGUACACUGUACUGUACCGUACCCUCGACUGUCUGCCUGCGUGCUCUAUCUACAACCUUUUUACUUGCAUAUAGCUAUCCUCUCUUUCAUACUCGUUUUUGAUACACAUAACCAUUUUUCUAUUAAUACUUUUUAAAGUCUUGAUUGCCAGCGAAG